Messenger RNA from Eremothecium sinecaudum, 261 nucleotides. RefSeq names its product Mhf2p (gene MHF2). Gene Ontology annotation, molecular function: protein heterodimerization activity. The coding region runs from base 1 to 261 and encodes 86 amino acids. The transcript has a single exon. Gene Ontology annotation, cellular component: Fanconi anaemia nuclear complex; FANCM-MHF complex. NCBI's taxonomy places the organism in Eukaryota, Fungi, Ascomycota, Saccharomycetes, Saccharomycetales, Saccharomycetaceae. The record is from RefSeq and is a predicted model, not a curated record. Gene Ontology annotation, biological process: resolution of meiotic recombination intermediates; kinetochore assembly; replication fork processing.
AUGGUUGAUUCGACAGAGAAGGGGAUUCCUGGAGAUACUAUUGCAAGAGUCUUCGAAACGUGUUCUUUUACGCAAGAUGAUACAAGAAUUACAGAAGACACUGUAAUGUUAGUAGAAAAGUACAUGAGGUUAUUUAUAAGGGAAGCAGCGCUGAGAUCUCUAGAAAACAAGGAAGUGUUAAAUGAUGUUAAAGCUGAGAAUCCAGUAUUACAGCAUGGUGACCUGGAAAGAAUUUCAGGUGUGUUGCUGCUGGAUCUUUAA